CCGCAUGAGGUUCGUCUGCGGAAAAGCGGGGUCAAGCUGAAGAAGGAGGGGAUGGCGAGAGGGGAAGUGUUGAGUGCGUACCGAGCACUUCUGAGAGCUACUCGGAAAACUUUUGUCGGUGACACACUCAUGCUGAAGGAGUCGGCUAUGGAGGUGCGUAAAAAAUUCGAGGAGAACAGGAACGUGACCUCUGACUCCGAGAUCCAGAGGCUACUUCAAGAUGCUAGCGAGGCCUCUCAUUUUAUUACCCACAUGAUUGUCCAGGCAAAGCUUAAUUCUAACGCCGGAAGUUACGCUCAAAACGUGCUUCUAUCUCACAGCUGUUAGUUGCUACCAGGAACGUCGAAUGUGCACUUGCCGUAGUCCUACUCAUCUAAAGCCAUCCCAAAAUGUUUAAACAUAGCCUUUUUAUUAUGCUCUGGGCAUCAAAGAUAUUGUUAUACACUACAAAACCUUGAGAUUAGAAUGAUGUAGCAUUUUUUUAAUCCACAUGUCAACAUUGGUACUUUGCUAUUGCUUGAACUUGAAGUUUCACUGCUCUUGGUUAUAGGAGUAGAAACACUCACAUCUUUCAUAACUGUAUAUAAAAAUGUCUUACUGUAUGAUAUUUUAACAUGAAAACGCUAUACUGCUCUAUAGGCUGGCUUUCAAAUAGUUCAAGGGGGUACUUUAAAAAACAGUUUAAGGUUUCCCUUCUGUGGGAGACUCUACUUCUGAAAUAUUUAAGGAAUAGUUGUUAUAUCGUAGAAGAAUUAGAAUAAUGUUGUGCAAUGACUUUUUUUUUUUGGGGUGAAUAUGUUGUGCAAUAACAUAUUUGCACUUAAUUAUGUGGACUUAGGUAGAAAGUAAGCGAAAUCUAUUUUUUACUCAUGAAGAGUUCAAAAUCUAACUAGACUGCGGGACUGUGCUUAUACAGAGUCUUAAGUGAACAACGGUAUCAGGGUUUAUAAAUAGUUCUUAGAUUUUAUAUUAUAUAUGGACAUAUACAUGCUAUUUAGUGCCGCAGUCUGUGGGUGUCUGAUUGACUGGACCAUGAGAUUUCCAAAUUUGACAAACACUUCAUCCCACCUAAGACAAAACGGUAUAUGAAAUAAUUCACCGAAAGAAAAAUGACAUCCAUGAAUUGGUCGUGAAUCAUUGUCAGCCUUCCAAUGUAAAUUAAAUAGUCUACAAUAACCUUUCAAUGAAGUGUCAAUAAAUGCCUCUGAGUUUUGUCACCAGAUUCAGUUCUUGGGCUAAUUUAUCUGGUAUAAGAGAAUUACCUUGUCUGCUUGUUCUGAAUUUUCUUAUUUGACCGUUCAUUUCUUGUUUUAACCCAAACUCGCCCGGAUGUAUGCAUGCUAUUUCAUGUGCGAACUAGCACAGGCGGAUCGCUAAACAAAAGUGAUAGUAGCUUUUUACUUUUAUUAUGAUUUUAAAUAUUAAUGAUUUGGCAUCUCCUUUCUAGUUCCUUCUUAUUAUUCUUGUUUUUUUUUUUUCCUUUCCUGUUUCGAGAGGCAAGUGAUUUGUUCAAUAGAAGUUGUAUUUGAUCAGUCAUUUCCUUUCCACCUUUUAACCAACUGAG
This is a messenger RNA of Neltuma alba, 1564 nucleotides long. RefSeq names its product mitochondrial zinc maintenance protein 1, mitochondrial. Gene Ontology annotation, biological process: mitochondrial respiratory chain complex III assembly. The transcript is spliced from 2 exons. Gene Ontology annotation, cellular component: mitochondrial matrix. NCBI's taxonomy places the organism in Eukaryota, Viridiplantae, Streptophyta, Magnoliopsida, Fabales, Fabaceae. The record is from RefSeq and is a predicted model, not a curated record. Gene Ontology annotation, molecular function: protein folding chaperone. Bases 52 to 327 code for a protein of 91 amino acids.